Paecilomyces variotii is the source of this 2076-nucleotide messenger RNA. RefSeq lists its product as hypothetical. NCBI's taxonomy places the organism in Eukaryota, Fungi, Ascomycota, Eurotiomycetes, Eurotiales, Thermoascaceae. The coding region runs from base 170 to 1903 and encodes 577 amino acids. The record is from RefSeq and is a predicted model, not a curated record. The transcript has a single exon.
UUUUCGAUGAGCGGUUUUCAAGGGAUUGAAGGGGAGAGAUGGCAGUGAGAAAUGGGAUGGGUGUUCUUUAUAACUUUAGCGAGGAGACGGCAUUUGUAUCAUUAUUAUUUGAAGAAGUAGAAUAAUUAUUAUUGCAACUCCAAAGAGGUCACAUGUAUACACUCUCUAAAUGACCGCCUUCAUCUUCUCUGGCAAUUGUACAAUCCCAGCUAAUAUCACGCAUUAUGUCUCCGGCCCUAACACACGCGGAACGCUCGAUAUCAUCUGGAGCUCUCUCUCCAUUCUCAUUUUAUGCGUCUGGUCGAUUCAGCACCUUAACCUACCUCCACAAUGGCAUCUAAACCUGGAAGCAUACUAUUCCUCAUCGGAGGAAAAAGGGAAGAAAAAGACGCCCACUACCCGUCGGAUAUACAAAAUGAACAAGAAAAUCAGACGGAAAGGUUACUUGCUUAAUCGUGAGAUUCGAUGGAUGAUUAUGAAUCUGGUCGCACCGGAAUUUCUGCUGGCGAAGGCCUUGACGGAUUUCGUAUCGGCGAGGAGCCUGAGCCCACGAUUGAAAGCGUAUGCGAGUGAGGAUGAGGUGGAUUGGGACAUGGCGCAUACUUACUAUGCGAAUAUGGGUGGGUUCAUUGUGAGGUUUGAGAAAGAUGAGGGACAACUAUGGGUAGAAAGGGGCGACGGUGGUGGUUCUCAGGAGGAUGUUGAAUCCUGUCGCGUCUCUAGGGAACAUGGUAUAUCCAACUCGAUGACGGAUCAGGAGUCCUUGGUCGGAGGCGAAGAAGAGAAUCAUGAUACAAUGAAAAUACCCACGCCGGUUACUUCCGUCCAAAACAUGCAGAAUGCCAUCCACGGUCUUAUGCAGAGUCCAGCAUGGAGUCCGAACCGGUAUAUCGAACGUGUAUACGAAUUCCAAGGCUUGACGGGCUUCGACUGGGAGGUAGAUUCUAAGAAUCGCGAGGCUGUUCUCACGGCCCUUGAAGAGUAUCCUACGUCGGAUAUGCACCAUAUCAGCUUGAUGAGAUGGUAUCAUAACGUCUGUGCCCUUCAGGGUAACGUCUGGUACCUUGAUGCUGCGCAGUUGCUUUUGGUGCGCCAGUGUGGUAUCAUCACUUCUCUACCACACCUUCCUAAGGAGGUUCUCGACGACCAGAGCAAAAGCGAUUCUCUGGCCAAGACUUUCACGUUGAUCCAGGUUGUCUGGCUGGCUCUGCAGCUCAUUUCUCGCCAGACGGAGGGCCUUCCAAGUUCACAAAUGGAGAUAUCUGCCCUUAGCUUCGCGGUCUGCUCUUUUUUCACCUAUCUUCUUAUGUGGAACAAGCCUCAAGGAGUGGAGGCUUCCUGCUAUAUCACGGCUAAUCGACGGCCGACUGUGCAGGAAGUCAAAGCGUUAGGUAUUAUCGGCCCAGCAACUUUCGGUCCCCAUCGUAUGCGCCCCUGGAUAUCCAACAAUUGUUUUCAUCCAUGUUAUCGAUGGGAUCAUGCCGCGUCCUCGCUAAGACCUAGUGACUUCGAAGGGGAUCUGAAACGAAUAUCUCGCUUCCAGCCCGGAUUUGUAGUCGGUGCCGUCCUCUUUGGUGGGAUUCACUGUCUAUCCUGGAACUCGCAUUUCCCUACGUCGGCUGAACACCUUCUCUGGCGCGCCUCCUGCCUCCUCUUGACCAUCGUUCCUCCGGUCGGUGGGAUGUGUACCUUUCUCAUGGGCUGGAUCAGAUCUCGACUUCACCGCAUAGGAAGGACGAGAGCAACUGGAUAUAUUGCGAAUCUUAUGUCACUGGUGCUAACGCUGCCAUAUAUUCUGACGAGGUUGUAUCUGAACAUUGAGGUUUUCCGCUGUUUGGCGUAUGAGCCGCCUGAAGUUUUUCUGGCGACAAACUGGCCCGAUUGGCUUCCUCAUUUGGGGUGAGGGAUGUGUAGCAUCUGUAUGCGUGUGUUAUAGUAGUGGUCGAGUAGAAUAAUUGGAUAUUAGUAUUGGCGGAAUAUGCCUCUAAAUGACUUCGCAUGUAUGUAGACUGUUGGAAGUGAAGUGAUUCUUUCCUAGGGACGCCAGCUUUGUUUCACAAAAGAGGAUAUAGGAAA